This is a messenger RNA of Topomyia yanbarensis, 1995 nucleotides long. RefSeq lists its product as uncharacterized. The transcript has 2 exons. Bases 174 to 1913 code for a protein of 579 amino acids. Lineage: Eukaryota; Metazoa; Arthropoda; Insecta; Diptera; Culicidae. The record is from RefSeq and is a predicted model, not a curated record.
CGGCCGGUCUUGUCGGACAGCGGGCUAUCGAUCAGCAUUCGUUUUUCAUUCUCUGCUGUGUGAACACGUUGCAGGAUUUGCGGUCAGACCUUCGAAUAGUGUUUCUGUUCCAAUAGGAAUAAUUAUUUAAAAAACUGAAAAUAAGUAAACUUUACGACAGCCGUGUUUUCGAUAUGAGUACCGCCGAGAACGAAUCAACUGCAGCAACUCAGGGGCCAGAAGCGCCCCAAGCGUCAGGGGAGGGGGAGCAACCGAAACAGCAAGAGGCAUCGCCUUCCGCGGAUUCGGUCCCCGCCACCAACGGAGUCAAGGAAGAGUCUUCCGCCGAAGAAGCGCCAACGGCAAUGGAAACUGAGCCUGCGGCUGCUGCCGGCGAAGAAUCGAAGUCUACCAGCGAAGCUACUCCUAAUGGUACCGUUAAAGAGGAAUCUAAAGCUGAUGGCAAUAAACCGGCAGAAAAGAAGGAACGUCCUCGGUUUAAUAGUGCGGCUAGAAAGCGAUUUAGACUGCUUCUCGGCCAAGGCUAUGACCGUGAAGAAGCGGCCCGUUUGGCUCAAGACCCGGAAAAGUUUAAAGAAGCGCGUGAAAAGAUGGGGCUGGCUGACAAAGGUAAAAAGAAAUUCGAUUUUGACGAAGAACGUAAGACGUUGAACGGAGCAGGCAAGAAGCGACUAGCCUGGUUGCUUAAGAACGGCUACAAUGAGCGGGAAGCAAUAGCACUAGCUCGUAAGCCAGUUGAGAGCUUGAAGCGCGGCAGAUCAGACGGUUUGAAUGGUAAUUCUGCCUUUGGUCCACCCAGUAAACUGGCGAAAACUUCUGCUAGUACUGGAACGAUCCGUAUGGCUGUUACUAUGGCCAAUCAUCCUGCUAGCGUUCUUACAAAGGAUCAGUCGAACAAAGUAAAAUCCGGAAUUCUUAAACAGGUGAUGCAACAAAAAGAUUCACCGUUGAAGCCACACUUUGAAGAUUGUGUUUUUGUUGAUGGUUAUUUAAGAGUUCUCUGCUCGGAUCAACCGACCGUGAAAUUCCUGCAACAAAACAUACCAAAGCUGGAGCUCUGGAAGGACGCUUCGCUUAAGGUCAUUUCCGAGAAAAACAUCGCCAAAACUGACAUAUUCGUCGGUAAUUUCACCGAUAGCCGUCAAGACAGCAACAAGGACAUUUUGAGCUUUGUCGAGUGUCAAAAUGAUGGCGUCAGUACAUCACAAUGGAAAAUUUUGUCACGAAAGGAAAUUCCUAACAAACAAACGAUUGAGCUAAAGUUGACAAUGGAUCCUGCAUCUGUAAAGAUCAUCCAUAAACUGGGCUACGAGUUGAACUACAAGUUCAACAAGAUCCAGAUUCAACGAAUAAAAAAACCAGCCCAACCGUCGACAAAUGCGCCCCUCAAUUCCAACAGGGCCGUAGUGGCUAAGAACUUUCCCGUCAGGAGAAAUUUGAACCCAACAAGGUCGUCGUCAUUUGUUCCUAUCUGGGACAAUAAUCUACCCAAGCGUGCAGCUUUCAAUCGCGUACCAAGCCCUCCUAGGAGGAGCAACUUUGAUCGCUUUAGCUCCAACCAGUACGACUCUGGUUCUCGUGGCAACUGGGGUAAUGGGAAUAAUUCAUCGUACAACAGUAUGAAUUCGUUCAACAGCAGUGGAGGCAGUGGUCAAUCGAGCAGCCGACCAUACAGUCUAGUUGAGAAUCUGUUCGAUCAGUUAAACCGUACCACGGGUAGUGGUAAUAACAGUUUUGAUCGGUAUGGAUUGCGUCGCGGUAAUACUUCUUCUGUCAACAAUCGUAUCAACUCUGCCAGCGGUCGUAGCAGCAACUUUGCCAGCGGUCGUAGCAGCAGCUUUGCCAGCAGUCGUGGCAUGAAUUCGCUUGGAAAUCGAUCAUUUUUCACCACUUCGAGAUUAGGCUUUUUCUAAAGGCCGUAAUUGAAUUUUAUGGUAGAAUUCUUUGCAUUGACCAGUCUUAAUUAUCUAACUACUAAAUAAACUGUGACAUUCA